Messenger RNA from Anopheles arabiensis, 2577 nucleotides. RefSeq names its product protein VAC14 homolog. The record is from RefSeq and is a predicted model, not a curated record. Gene Ontology annotation, cellular component: PAS complex; endosome membrane. Lineage: Eukaryota; Metazoa; Arthropoda; Insecta; Diptera; Culicidae. Gene Ontology annotation, biological process: positive regulation of kinase activity; phosphatidylinositol biosynthetic process. The transcript has 6 exons. Bases 138 to 2189 code for a protein of 683 amino acids.
CUCGCCGCUGCGUCAGUGGUCUGUUGUGCGCUGCAUUGGGUGGGAGGGAAGGCAUAAACAAACCGCCCCAUAUUCGCACCAGCACCGCAGCAGAUAAGAGCCGUUCGAUUAGUCACUUUCUGGAGGCAGAGGACAAGAUGGAAAAUGCCUUUGCACCGAUCAGCGAGGCGUGCGUUAAGGCGCUCAGCGACAAAACGUACGACAAGCGCAAGGUGGCCGCCCUCGAGAUCGAAAAGAUGGUGACCGAUUUCAAGAUGAAAAAGAACAUUACGCAGAUAAAGCGCAUCAUCGACGUGCUGAGCCGGGACUUUGUGCGGUCGAACGACGCGAACAAGAAGAAGGGCGGGCUGAUCGCGCUGGCCGCCACCAGCAUCGCGCUCGGCAAGGACACGGAAAAGUUCAUCGAGGACAUCGUCAACCCGAUCAUGAACUGCCUGAUCGACAACGACAACCGGGUGCGCUUUUUCGCGAGCGAGUCGCUCUACAACGUGGUGAAGGUGGCGCGCGGCGCCGUGCUGCCCUUCUUCCCGAGCGUCUUCAAUGCGCUCAGCCGGCUGGUGACCGAUCCGGACCAGACGAUCAAGAACGGCAGCGAGAUACUGGACCGGCUGCUGAAGGACAUCGUGAUCGAGUCGUCGCAGACGUUCGACCUGGACGCGUUCAUACCGCUCGUGCGGGAGCGCAUCAUGGUGAAGAGUUCGUUCGCGCGCCAGUUCAUCAUCUCGUGGAUCUCGGUGCUGAAUGCGGUGCCGGAGAUCAACAUGGUCGUCUUUCUGCCGGAGAUACUGCACGGCCUGUUCCAGAUACUGGAGGAUCCGCUGCCGGAAAUCCAGCGCAUGUGCGAGUCGCUGCUCGCGCAGUUCCUGAAGAUCAUCAAGCUGGACCCGAGCGCGGCCGACAUCCCGACGAUGACGAACGUGCUGAUCGUGCAGGCCCAGUCGAGCAAUCCGCUGAUCCAGUUUUACGCCAUCACCUGGAUCAAGGAGUUCGUGCAGCUGUCCGGGGGCGAGAUACUGUGCUUCGCGAGCGGCAUCUUCACCGCCAUCCUGCCCUGUCUGGCGUUCGAGAGCGACGCGAAGAAGAACAUCAAGGACUGCGCGAACGCGGUCAACCUGCACCUGCUCGAGCUGAUCUCGAGCGGCGAGGACAAGCAGAAGAAUCUCAGCUACCUCGACCUCAACUCGGUGAUGGAGGUGCUGCGCCAGUACCUGGUGCACAGCCCGGUGCCGACCAAGAUAGCGGUGCUCAAGUGGGUGCACCAUCUGUUCACCGAGGUGCACGACGAGAUGUCGGAGCACGCGAACAAGCUGUUCCCGGUGCUGCUGCGCGACUGCCUGUCGGACAGCUCGGACGAGGUGGUGCUGCAGGCGAUCGUUGUGCUGGCGGAGAUCGUCAACUCGGCCACGGUCAAGGGGAACGACUUCGACCAGACGCAGUACCGGCAGUUUCUGGUCGAGCUGCUCAACCUGUUCAGCGAGAACAACACGUUCCUGGAGAAGCGGGGCACGCUCAUCAUACGGCAGCUGUGCCGGCUGCUGAACGCGGAGUACAUCUACCGGACGUUCGCGGAGAUUUUGCUCGAGGAGCGCAUCAACCUGAAGAUUGCCUCCACCAUGGUGCGGACGCUCAACAUGAUCCUGCUGACGACCUCGGACCUGUUCGAUCUGCGCAACAUGCUGCACGACAUCCGGAACGAGAAAUCUGCCUCACUGUUCGAGUGCCUUUACAAAUGCUGGGCGCAUUGUCCCGUCUCGACGCUUUCGCUCUGCCUGCUGGCGCAAUGCUAUCAGCACGUGUCCGAGAUAGUAACGCUAUUUGCCGAUAUCGAAAUAACGGUCGACUUUCUGGUGGAAAUUGACAAGAUGGUGCAGCUGAUUGAAUCUCCUAUCUUUGCGUCAUUACGGCUCGCGUUGAUAUCGCACUCGAACGAUAACGCCGACGCACAGCAUCUCUCCCGUGCACUGUACGGUAUACUGAUGCUGCUGCCCCAGACCGAAGCGUUCCAUCUGCUGAACAAUCGGUUGAAGUGUGUGCCUAACUACUGGAGCCAACCGAACAAGAUCAGCUCCAAGUCUACCAACGAAAGCCAGUGCAACAUCAAGUUUGACGAGCUGUUCACCUACUUCAAGUACGUGCAAGAUCUGCAUCAUCAGAAGCGCGUCGAAAAGCGAAAGAAAAAUCAAUUUUAAACCAUUCCCCUACUCUACUACCCCCUCCUCUUCCCAUCCUCCCUGUGGACGCUUGGAACGGAUCAAUCGAUAAUUUGUUCUACAUUGUAAGCCAAAAAUCAGCCUACCGUUCGAUAUAAGUUCCCUUUCGCGCCCCCCUUGGUGGAAAAUUUUAAAGUCAUCUCCAAUCAGUCUCCCGAUCGAUGCGUUGUGCCGACGACGAGUGGUUCGUGCUGUGCGUAAAUGAAAACAGGCAACAAUAAAGAAGCCGAUCCGUGUUUUCGAUUUAAUAUUCUACAUUCCAUGUACACUGCUGUCAACGGGGGUUAAUAAUCACGACUAUCGCAUAUGAUAGCUUAUGAACAAAAUAUACAGUAAACAAAAAGGCACAUGCAUUGCCAAAUGUAUA